This is a messenger RNA of Eriocheir sinensis (Chinese mitten crab), 4529 nucleotides long. Its product is annotated as scm-like with four MBT domains protein 2. Lineage: Eukaryota; Metazoa; Arthropoda; Malacostraca; Decapoda; Varunidae. Gene Ontology annotation, cellular component: nucleus. The transcript has 12 exons. The coding region runs from base 130 to 2964 and encodes 944 amino acids. Gene Ontology annotation, biological process: regulation of DNA-templated transcription. The record is from RefSeq and is a predicted model, not a curated record.
UUGUUAGAGCAUAAAAAUGAAGGAGUUGUGGUCGUGCUCUUUUUCCUCUUACGAGCGUGUUGAGCAAGAUUGUGUUUCCUUGUUUUGUUUUAUUUGUUUGUGUUGCAUUAUUACCUGUGAUCUGAGGUAAUGGAGGUUGUUACUGAAGGUGGAGAUGAUUUAGCAGAAGACGAGCCAAUGGCAGCCGCUGGCGAAGAAGAGGAUGGGUUGCCGCCCCCCACAAUGGAGGCCGAGGAGUGCCCGCCACCCUCCCCUGAGGUAGUGGCUGAUGUGCCUGAUAUCGCCCCCUUGGAAACACCCCAGGUGGAGGAGCAGGCCACCACCCAGCCAGUGCCAGAGGAAGAGUUUUCUUGGGAUGACUACCUGGAGGAGACCAACACUGAAGCUGUACCUCCCCACGCCUUCCAGCACGUUGAGAGGAGCCUGGAGCCCGGAGUGUUGGCGGAUCAGCUGUUGGAGGUGGUGGAGCCCAGCCAAGAGCCCCCUGGCUACUGGCUGGCCCAAGUUGUCACCACCUGUGGACCUCUGCUGAGACUGCGUUACAUCACCCAAAGCGACAUCAGCGUGGAGUGCUGGCGGGAGGUUGCCCAUGGAGGGCUACACCCCGUGGGCUGGUGCAGCACCCACUCCAUCCCCCUCAGGGUACCUCCAGAACUCACGUCUUACCUGGAGCAGGAGGAGGCCAAGAAGGAGGCAAUAAAAACAGUGGAGGAGGCUCAGGGGACCGGAGUGUCUGUUACUGAGGAAGCUCUUGAUGUGGAUGGGUACACAGCUGUCGACCGAAUCAAGUGUGGCAUGAAAGUGGAGGUGCUGUGGGAGGGUGAUCCACUAAGCGGGUGGGUAGCAACUGUGACAGAUAAUGUGGGUGGACGCCUCUUGCUGCGCUACGACACACCCGACUGCUCCGGCCAAACCUUCUGGCUCUUCUACCAACACUCGCGGCUCCGUCCCCCAGACUGGCUCCACCUCCAAGACUUCCCUCACAGGUACAGCAACCCUGCCUCAAGCCUGGCCUAUGAGGAUGCUGAGUGGGCUGCCUUCCUUGAGCUGAGCAGGGACGGGGCCAGACACUCCUCCGUGCCUGGCUCCCUCCUGACACACACCAGCCUCCCCAAACCUCACAACUUGGUCGAGGGAAUCUGCCUGGAAGCUGUUCACCCCUUCAGGCCAUUUACCAUUCAUGCCUGCAGAGUGUCUGAGGUUAUUGACACACACUACUUCAAGGUCUCCCUGGAAUCAAAGUUGGAGGAGUUUUCAUGGACCACUCACAUAGAUGACCCUCUGCUGCUGCCUUGUGGAUACUGUAAGGAGUUUGGCUUCACGCUUGAGCCUCCGAGGGACUGGCAAGGGGAGGAGGAGUUUGAGUGGAGUGUGUACCUUGGAGACUCGGCUACAUCACUCCUCACAACACCAGAGAUGUUCCCAAAGCACGAGGACGCAGAGGAGUUAGGGUUUUGUGAAGGCCAUAGGUUAGAGGCGGUGAGUGUGGCAGACCAGAGCUUGAUAUGUGUGGCCACGGUGAAGCAAGUAGGUGGACACUUGGUGGUGGUUCAGCUGGACUCCGAGAGGGACCCCACGCCAAUCAUCCACUCAGCCGACAGCCAGGACCUCUUCCCUGCAGGCUGGUGUCAGGCUAACAACUACACCCUACAGCUGCCAGCAGAGUACAUUCCCCGACCAGUGCAGAUUCAACCUCCUCAAUCGGAACCAAGUCAAGGCAGUGAUACCAGUGAUACCGCAGCCACAGCAUCAGCCAAGUCCCUGUGGUGCCCUCGCCUGUAUGUCAACCACUGGUGCUUCACGGGGCCUUACCUCAGCAAAUCCAAAGUGGCCAAGCAGUCCCAGAGCGUUGGUCCCGGGUCGGUGGAGUUGGUGCUGCGUGAGGUGCUGUCCAUGACCAUCAACGCUGCCUACAUCCCCACGCGUGUCCUGAGGGAGCUGGAGAGGCACGGACCUGACCCCACCACUGUAUGCUCCUCCUGGCUCUCCACGCCCUUCAAGGCAAAGUUCAAGAGAUAUAACUACACGGCCAACAUUCCCAUCGCCACAAGAGCAAGUGACGUUAGUGAAUUCCUGUACUCGAUCUGCCAGACCCUCCAGUGCUGCUCCAACUUGUGGUCUGCAGUGCCAACAGGGGAAAACUGUCCCCUCCUCUGUACCUCUCAGAUGACCCUGCAAGGGGGCCAGUCAUCAGGCAUGAGGGGCCGGGGCAGGGUGGCUGUCAACAGGAGCAUAAGGGGCUGUCCGGGGGCCACGAGGAUCAUCCACCGCCGCAAGAGAGGUGGACGCAAGCGACUCUUCGUUCCCGUCAGAGCCAAUCGCCUCCUCCCGUCAAAAACCCUUGCACCUGCUUCAGAAGAGGUGAUGGAGGAGGCUGAAGAGGAGGAGGAGGCAGAGAUCGAGGAGGUUGAGGAGUACGAUGUCGGUAGCGGCUCUGACGGAGACACGAGUUCCCGCAGCUCCCGCCCCACCAGUCCCCUACUUGAGGCGGGGCAGAUGGCACGGCGGCAGCGUAGGGCCUUCCCCUGCGUGGACAUGCAGGGCAAGGGGAUCAGGUUUGCCCAGAUGAAGGCGCGGCAGAAGAGGAAGUUUGAGGGGCAGGAUGGAGCCUCAGGUAACCUUGGCUACAGGGAGGAUGGCACAGAACGCAGGGAGCCGAUGAAGCGAGGGAGGAAGAGUGAGUUUCCAGACACCAGCUCCGGACUAGAGCCAGCCAGCGUAAGGUCCGACCCCCUGGAGUGGACAGUGCAUGAUGUGGAGCAGUACGUUGCCGGCCAGCCUGCCAUCUGCCACCACGCCGUCAAGCUCCGCCAGCAGGAGGUCGAUGGUCGGGCCUUCCUCCUCUUGAACCUGCCGACCCUAGUGCAGCACCUCGGCCUCCCCCACAGCUCGGCCGUCGCCCUUGCCCAGCACAUCUGUCGUGUCAAGCUGGCACACUUCCUCUUUUACAGGCCGGAGCCAUGACCCGCGGCAUCUCAUGAGGCUGCUGUUGUUCCUCUCAGCGGCCCAUGAGAUGAAGAUGAUCAGGGUGUGUGUGCUUGUUCAUACUCGCCUUUACAAUUGAUUCUCUUCAGGUAUUGUGGCAAAUUGCAGAGCCUAAUGCCACUCCAUACUCAGUAACAACAAAGGAAACUCCCAUCCAAGACCAAGACCAUGAAUAUAACUAGUCUGGAAAGUUUUUUGAAGGUAUAAGACUGAACUCGUUAAAAUAAAUAAUGCAUUCAUCUUUAUUUUAACUAUUUUGCUUUUAUACCUCAGUUGAAUUUUUCCAACAUGUUUUUCCUGAUAUGAGUACUUAUUGUAAAGGUGUGUAAAAGCUGAGCAUUCCUAACACAUGUUAUGGUUGCUAGUCAUGGUGUUCCCUCUUAUCCUCUCCCAUUUAUUUUCUCCAGUUUCGCCACUGUUGCCUAUUUCAUCUUUUCUGUGUUCUAUACAUAAAUAUUUUAACAUGGACAUUUAUUGCCGUACUUUCUAUUCCAUUAAAUAUAUUUAUUACAUGCCCUACCCCUCCUGCUUCUAUGUUUUAAGUGCAAUUUUAAUAUGAACUUAAACUUAAUUUUACUAUAUCACAGAUGCCCUGUCGCCUUGUUCCCUCGCAUUCAAUUUUCCUUGUUCCGGCACUCCCUCUCAGCACAGUCAGCCCCUCACCUCUUAACUCUCUCCCUUUUCAAUACUCAUCCACUCUUUGGUUGCCUCUACUGGUCUACUACUAGUGUCUCUUCUCCCCCUACUUGUUACCUACCACUGAUACUCUCUCCCUCAAUUUUGCCUUCAUUUAAGAACAAGAGCAUAAGGAGUCUGCAAGAGGCUGGUAUCCUUUCCUCUGUGUAAUAUCCCAUGUUUUAAAUCAUAGCUAAAUGUCAUUUUAUACUAAAGGUUGAUAGAUCUGAAUGUCACAACAAAAUGUACCUGGGGAAAUUCAUUCAGCUUCAUCACUAAUAUAAUCAAGAAUAUAUUAAGCCUCAUAAUAAUCAUUGUUACUAUUAUCACAUUCACCACCACCCUCAUCCUCCCUUCAUACUAUAUUCAUCAGUUUUAUUGUAUAUAGGAAGGGCAUUGAAUCUGUAGUGCGGCGACGGCCUGAUGAACGAGCCUCCCAUAACCCACUUAGCCAGUGGGGGUACCUCUUUGGCCGACUCGGUAAGGAGUGGCCCUCCCGUCACGCUGGUCGCGGGUUCAAUCCCAGGCAGCCGGGGAAUACCCUCUCCUUGUCUUGAUUAAUUUCUCGUGUGUUUCGAUACACGCAGAGGCCGUGUUGGGAAAUAGAAAAAGAGAAAAUAAAAGCCCGGGGCAUUACAAAUCUUUAUUAUGGAUUGAGGUAUUUGAUGUUAUUGAGAAUAUUCAUCAUCAUCAUACACAUCUACAGCAUAAGGGGUGACUAUCUUAUUUUUUUCAAUGUUAAUAUUGAUGAUUAUGUAGUGUUGUGGCUUUUAUACUUUUUUAUCAUGUUAAUCCUCAAGAGUUGAUGGUAGUAUUUGUAUGUCUGUGUAUUUAUCAACAGUCACAUAAGAAUUAAAGAACAAUCACUA